Pogona vitticeps (central bearded dragon) is the source of this 3493-nucleotide messenger RNA. RefSeq names its product KN motif and ankyrin repeat domains 3 (gene KANK3). Gene Ontology annotation, molecular function: protein binding. Lineage: Eukaryota; Metazoa; Chordata; Lepidosauria; Squamata; Agamidae. The record is from RefSeq and is a predicted model, not a curated record. Gene Ontology annotation, cellular component: cytoplasm; cytoskeleton. Gene Ontology annotation, biological process: negative regulation of actin filament polymerization.
CGCCUCCGGUGCGCCUCUUCGGAAGGAGCGCUCGCUUCCUUGGGUCCGGAGUCAAUCCGGAGCGGCGCUGGGGGGAAGAGGCGCCGGAGAUGCGCUGCUCCUGGAGAGAGACGGAGUCAUCCCCUCUUGAGUGGCACCUCUAGAAGGACGUGGUAGGACGCCAUGGCCCAGCCGGCAUCUCUCGACCGAAGCCUCCCAGAUCUGGGUGGCCCCUUUUUAUACCGAGACCAGGAUCAGGAUGGGGAGAACUCCUCUUACUCCCUGGAAACCCCUUAUGGCUUCCUGCUGGAUCUGGACUUCCUCAAAUACGUGGAGGAGAUCGAGCGAGGCCAAACCCUCCGGAAGGUCCCGCUGAGCCGCAGAGCCAAGGGUCCCCGUGGGCAGGCGGGGGGCUGGACCUCCACCGAGUCCCUUUCGUCCGUGACCAGCGAGGAUGGGAAGCCGGCCUUCUCUCCCCGGGACCGGACGGGGACUAGUUCUGGGGAGAUCAAGGAGGCCGCCAGCAAGCAGCAAUUCCUGCCCUCGUCUCCGAGCCCCGUCCUCCUCCAGCUCCUCCCGCCUCCCUCUUCCAAAGCGUUGAUGAGGAACACGAGGGUGGAGAAGACCUUGAAAGAAACCAGCAAGAGGCUGGAACAGCAGGAGGAGCGGAAGGUGGCCACCGGCCCUCCGCCAGCUUCCAUUCCUCUCCUCGGGGAGGACCCGGGGAACACCGAUGGGCCGGUCAAGAGGAGCCCAUCCAAUUCAGGGAACAGCACCCCAGCGACGGCACUCAGCCCUGCACACCUCCAGCACGUCCGCGAGCAGAUGGCGGCCGCCCUCCAGCGGUUGAAGGGGCUGGAAGAGCAGGUGAAAGUGAUCCCGGUUCUGGAGCAGACGAUCUGCCGGUUGAGGAGGGAAAAGGAGGAGCUGACGGCGGGGCGGCGGGAGAAACUGGACCCCUCAGAGGAGGAGGACGCCACCGGUGUCUUCUGUUUCCCGCCGAGGUCUCCCCGCGCGGGCGCCCUUGUCAAGACCGAAGAAGGAUCCCAGGACAGAUGUGACGGCACACCUGCGGAGGAAGGUGAGGCCGAAGGCCCUCCAAAGACGAGGUCUAGCAAAAUCGCCGGUUUGAAGAAGCUGACAGAGAAAUUGUCCGGCUCGGAGAAAGUGGGAAAGGCGGGCCGAGGAGCCUCCGGGCCACCGAAGGCCAGAGAGCCCGCUCGACGGUCCGUCGGCGUCGGGGAGGAGGUGGACAUGAACGAGGCCAUCUUCUACUACCGCUUCCAAAAACCGUGCAGGGAGGUGGCCGUCGGGCGAGAGGCGGAGACCCGGGACGCAGAGGUGUGGGUGAUGGAAUCCCUGCUGGGGGUUUCGCCGGAAGCCGAGGAGGAGCGGGAGCUGCUUCAGCAGACCGUCCGGCACCAGAAGGAGGUCAUCUCCCUGCUGGAGGGCCACCUGAGAGAAGCCACGGAGGAGAUGGAAGAGCUGCGGCAGGAGGUUUGCGCCCGGAGGCCGAAGGAUCUCAUCUGCCGAGAAGCCGAAGCCCGGCCAGAGAUGAGGGAUGCGUCCACGGAAGCCACACUGUGCCAGGCUCUGAACAGCCACGUGGAGACAUCCGACGUGGCCGUCCACUGCGCUCCGCAGGUAGCAUGCGUUGGCGUCGGCUGCCACCGGUGGCGAGAAGGAUGUGGGCAGAAAGCCACCCAGACUGAUCUGGAGAAUGAAAGCCCGGCUUCAGGGGGGGAAGCCAAGGCAGAACCUGGUCAAGAGGUGUCCUUGGGGGUCUCAUCCGGCCCGGGAGAGGCAGUAGCCGGCCCAGGGUCCCGUCCUGAGGAAGGCCAGGGUACCCAACGGGCUGAACGGAUGGAGGUUUCGCAGUCAGAGCUGAACAUCCCGCAACAGAAGCCCGAAACGGGGCCCACGCAGACCCCAGGCGCGGGGGCCCUGAAGUCCAUCAUGAAGAAGCAAGACAGCUCGGCCAAGGGGGAGGCCGGCUCCGGGCGGAAGAUGUUGCAGUUUGUGGGGGUACUGAAUGGCGAGUACGAGAGCACCUCGAGCGAGGAAGAGGAGGAGGCGGUGUCUCCAGAGAAGAUGUCCCCGCUCAGCUCCGACUCAGACAGCGGCUCCAACACUUCGGAAGAGGAUGAUGAUGAUGACCUGGCUGCCAAGCCAGAGCCCAGUGACCUGGAGGCUUCCAUCCUGCGGGUGGUACAGGAAGGGGAAGUGCUCGGCUGCGAUCCAGAGGAAGACAGAGAAGGGAGAGACGAUCCUGGAGUAGUUGCUUCGGAAGUGAAAGAGAGAUUCGAACUCAGUCCCCAGAUGAGAGAGGCUUGUCUUGUCUUGAGGAGCCACCUAGGCCGCGAUGGGGCUGCUGUGAAGAGCAAAGAGGUGCUCUCCAGCACCAGCUUCGUCCUGCAGCACUGGUUCUGCAUCUCCAGCCAGAAGAGAUCGCUGGCCAGCGAGGUGGCUGACCACCUCCAGGCCUUUGCUGAAAUCUCCCCGGCCCUGCUGUCCCACGUGGUCAACCUCUCCGAUGGCAACGGGAACACGGCCCUCCACUACAGCGUCUCCCAUUCCAACUUCGACAUUGUCCGGCUUCUGCUCGACACGGGUGUCUGUAACGUCAACCACCAGAACAAAGCGGGCUACACGGGCCUCAUGCUGGCCGCGCUGGCCGCUGUGGAACAGGAGGAAGACAUGGCUGUCAUCCGGAAGCUCUUCGGCAUGGGGAACGUCAACGCCAAGGCGAGCCAAGCCGGCCAGACAGCGUUGAUGCUGGCUGUCAGCCACGGGCGUCAAGAGAUGGUGGAAGCCCUGCUGGUCAGUGGGGCUGACGUCAACCUUCAAGACGAGGAGGGCUCCACCGCCCUUAUGUGCGCAUGCGAACAUGGGCGGGCGGGCACGGUCCGGCUGCUCCUCUCCCAACAGAACUGUGACGUCUCCACUGUUGAUAAUGACGGGAAUGACGCGGUGUCCAUUGCACUAGAGGCUGGUCAUCCAGACAUCGCGGCCUUGAUAUCCACCCACCUCACACCGCCCGUGACCAGGCCACCCGAGGACAGCAAGAAGCUUCCCUGCAAGAAGAGGCGUCUGUAAAGCUCUGAGCCAGUCAACCCGAUGGGUCCAAGAAGCCGUUCUACUCUAGAGCAAACAUUUUCAUUCCAUUGAGACUUAAAGGGGGGGUUAUUUUUUAUGCUUCCCUGGAAUUUUCCAGUAUUGGCUUAAUUCUUUUUAUUAUUAUUUUACUAACUCUUCACUACUGCUUCCAUGUGGAGGAUCAUGGAGAAACCAAACCCUAGAGACAUGUCUCUCCCCCACCCCUCCUGUUUUCAAGCCCUGGUAAAACCAACUAAGAGUGGAUUCCUUCUUCCACCAGGGCUCUAGUCCUCAGUGAAGUCAACCUGUAAAUGUCACCACUCGGGUGAGAUCAACCAGAUUCCUACUGCAAAGAGAAAGAGGACGGGGCUGUGAAUUCCUUCAUGCCUGCUAGGGUUUUUUUUUUUGUUUUUGUUUU